Messenger RNA from Saccharomyces kudriavzevii IFO 1802, 2328 nucleotides. RefSeq names its product TFIIH/NER complex ATP-dependent 5'-3' DNA helicase subunit RAD3 (gene RAD3). Lineage: Eukaryota; Fungi; Ascomycota; Saccharomycetes; Saccharomycetales; Saccharomycetaceae. Gene Ontology annotation, cellular component: nucleus. The record is from RefSeq and is a predicted model, not a curated record. The transcript has a single exon. Gene Ontology annotation, biological process: nucleotide-excision repair; transcription by RNA polymerase II; positive regulation of mitotic recombination. Bases 1 to 2328 code for a protein of 775 amino acids. Gene Ontology annotation, molecular function: hydrolase activity, acting on acid anhydrides, in phosphorus-containing anhydrides; ATP binding; DNA helicase activity.
AUGAAGUUUUAUAUAGAUGAUUUGCCAGUGCUUUUUCCUUAUCCAAAGAUAUAUCCAGAACAGUACAAGUAUAUGUGCGACAUUAAAAGGACUUUGGAUGUGGGCGGAAACAGUAUCUUAGAAAUGCCCUCGGGAACAGGUAAAACCGUCUCAUUACUAUCUCUCACAAUCGCUUACCAAAUGCACUACCCAGAACACAGAAAGAUCAUAUAUUGUUCUCGUACCAUGUCUGAAAUCGAAAAAGCCUUAGUAGAAUUGGAAAAUCUUAUGGAUUAUAGAACUAAAGAGCUGGGAUACCAGGAGGAUUUCCGAGGUCUUGGCUUGACAUCAAGAAAAAAUUUGUGCCUGCACCCUGAGGUCAGUAAGGAACGAAAAGGUACAGUAGUCGAUGAAAAAUGUCGUAGGAUGACAAAUGGUCAAGCGAAGAGAAAACUGGAGGAAGAUCCGGAGGCCAACGUGGAACUGUGUGAAUACCAUGAAAAUUUGUACGAUAUUGAAGUGGAAGAUUAUCUUCCAAAGGGUGUAUUUUCCUUUGAAAAGCUGUUAAAAUACUGUGAAGAAAAAACGCUUUGCCCGUAUUUCAUUGUUCGUCGUAUGAUUUCUCUUUGUAACAUUAUUAUUUAUUCUUACCAUUAUCUAUUAGACCCUAAAAUUGCCGAAAGGGUUUCCAACGAGGUUUCCAAAGACAGUAUCGUCAUUUUUGAUGAAGCACACAAUAUCGAUAAUGUGUGUAUCGAAUCUCUGUCCUUAGACUUGACAACAGAUGCAUUGAGAAGAGCAACAAGAGGUGCUAAUGCAUUGGAUGAGCGUAUUACUGAAGUCAGAAAAGUCGACUCACAAAAACUACAAGAUGAAUAUGAAAAAUUAGUGCAAGGCCUUCAUUCUGCAGAUAUUCUUACUGACCAGGAAGAGCCAUUUGUGGAAACUCCAGUUUUGCCUUUAGAUCUUUUAAAAGAAGCAAUCCCGGGGAAUAUACGGAGGGCUGAACAUUUCGUUUCAUUUCUGAAAAGGCUGAUAGAAUAUUUAAAGACUAGAAUGAAAGUUCUCCAUGUUAUUUCAGAAACGCCGAAGUCAUUCCUACAGCAUUUAAAACAGUUGACAUUUAUAGAAAGGAAACCUCUCCGGUUCUGUUCUGAAAGAUUAUCAUUACUUGUAAGAACUUUGGAAGUCGCAGAGGUGGAAGAUUUUAAUGCAUUGAAAGACAUAGCAACAUUCGCUACCCUUAUAUCGACGUAUGAAGAAGGGUUUUUGUUAAUUAUUGAGCCAUAUGAAAUUGAAAAUGCGGCGGUUCCAAAUCCAAUUAUGAGAUUCACAUGCUUAGAUGCAUCGAUUGCAAUUAAACCAGUUUUUGAGAAGUUUUCUUCUGUUAUUAUCACUUCAGGAACUAUAUCACCAUUAGACAUGUACCCAAGGAUGUUAAACUUCAAGACAGUUUUACAAAAAUCAUACGCUAUGACUUUAGCCAAAAAAUCGUUUCUACCAAUGAUUAUUACAAAGGGAUCUGAUCAAGUUGCAAUUUCUUCAAGAUUUGAAAUUAGGAAUGAUCCUAGUAUUGUUCGUAAUUAUGGUUCUAUGCUGGUAGAAUUUGCCAAAAUUACACCCGAUGGAAUGGUUGUGUUCUUCCCCUCGUACCUAUAUAUGGAAAGUAUCGUUUCGAUGUGGCAAACGAUGGGUAUUCUUGACGAAGUUUGGAAGCACAAAUUAAUCCUAGUUGAGACUCCAGAUGCCCAAGAGACCUCGCUAGCUUUAGAGACGUAUAGGAAAGCUUGUUCAAAUGGGCGUGGAGCAAUUUUGCUUUCUGUCGCUAGAGGUAAGGUUUCUGAAGGUAUCGAUUUUGAUCAUCAAUACGGCAGAACCGUAUUGAUGAUCGGCAUUCCAUUUCAGUACACAGAAUCACGUAUUUUGAAAGCUCGUUUAGAAUUUAUGAGGGAGAAUUAUCGCAUUAGAGAAAACGACUUUCUAUCUUUUGAUGCAAUGAGGCAUGCAGCCCAAUGUUUGGGAAGAGUCCUUAGGGGAAAGGAUGAUUACGGUGUUAUGGUACUAGCUGACCGUCGAUUUUCACGAAAGAGAAGUCAGUUACCUAAAUGGAUUGCUCAAGGGUUGUCAGAUGCUGACUUAAACCUUUCUACAGAUAUGGCCAUAUCCAGUACUAAACAAUUUUUAAGGACAAUGGCUCAACCUACGGACCCUAAAGACCAGGAAGGCGUAUCCGUUUGGAGCUAUGAUGAUCUAAUAAAGCACCAAAAUAGUAAAAAAGACAAGGGUGGGUUCAUUGAAAGCAAAAAUAAAGGAGAGCAGGACGAAGACGAGGAUAUAGAAAUGCAGUGA